Messenger RNA from Hevea brasiliensis (rubber tree), 3007 nucleotides. RefSeq names its product shikimate O-hydroxycinnamoyltransferase-like. Bases 126 to 1403 code for a protein of 425 amino acids. The record is from RefSeq and is a predicted model, not a curated record. NCBI's taxonomy places the organism in Eukaryota, Viridiplantae, Streptophyta, Magnoliopsida, Malpighiales, Euphorbiaceae. Gene Ontology annotation, molecular function: acyltransferase activity, transferring groups other than amino-acyl groups. The transcript is spliced from 4 exons.
GAAUACGUUGAAGGAGACAAGACAAAAAGGCAAUAUUUCAAGCGGUACUCUUAUUUUCGCCUUGCAUAUCUACCUCCCAUUCGAAGAAUUUUUUUGGUUCCCCACUUCAGGUGGUAAUUAACAAGAUGAAGAUCGAAGUAAAGGAGUCCACCAUGAUACGGCCAGCCCAAGAUUUGUCCACCCGUUGUUUAUGGCUAUCUAAUUUAGACAUAUUGCAUGAAAUAAAUCUCACCCCUACAGUGUACCUCUACAAGCCAGCUAAUCAUCCCCACUCCUGUGACGCUAAAGUGCUCAGGGAUGCUUUGAGCAAAGUUCUUGUGCCAUUUUACCCUGUGGCCGGGAGGUUAAGAAGAGAUGAUAAUGGUAGGCUUGAAAUAAAUUGUAAUAAUGAGGGUGUGUUGUUCAUAGAGGCGGAAACAGACUCUGAAAUAGAUGAUCUUGGUGACUUGAUGCUCAAUCAGGAAAAUUCUCAGCUCAUUCCUUCAGUUGACUAUUCACAAGGCAUUUCUUCUAACCCACUGUUUGGUGCACAGGUAACUGCGUUUAAAUGUGGUGGACUCUCUGUCGGACUUCAAUUUCAUCAUGCAUUGGCAGAUGGUUUUGGGGCCCUCCAUUUCAUCAACACAUGGUGUGAUGUUGCACGAGGACUCUCAAAUACCUUACCACCAUUCGUCGAUCGGACCAUUCUCCGUUGCCGAGUCCCACCAACCCCGAAAUUUGAACACAUCGAGUAUGAUAAGCCACUUUCCAUGGACUCUCCCACCCAAAUCAACACAUUACAACAAAAUUGUAUUGAAAUCUUUAAGAUCACACCUCAACAACUUGAAACCUUGAAAACCAAGGUAAAGAACAACAAUGGCAAAACAAAAUCCACUAGUUAUGAGAUCCUAACUGCACAUAUAUGGCGUUGCACAUGCAAAGCACGUGGCUUAUCCGAUCAUCAACCAACCAAGUUACGCAUAGCCGUUGAUGGUAGGUCUAGAUUGGAUUCACCACUUCCACCUGGUUUCUUUGGUAAUGUAAUAUUUUCUGCUACACCAAUUGCCUUAUCUGGUGAGAUUCUAUCAGAGCCCAUAGGGGACACUGUGGAAAGAAUUGAUAAGGAAAUAAAGAGGAUGGAUGAUGAGUACUUGAGAUCGGCUAUCGAUCGCUUAGAAGUGUUGGAUGACCUAAAGCCUAUCCUAAUAGGGGCCAAUUCUUGUCGAUGCCCAAACCUCAUCGUUGUUAGUUGGGUGCGGCUACCUUUCUAUGAUGCUGAUUUUGGAAUGGGAAAGCCCGCAUGUGUGAGGCCUGCAAAUCCACCUGAAGGCAAGGGAUGCAUACUUCAAGCUCCAAGCGAUGAUGGGAGUUGGGCAUUGGAGAUAUGCCUCCAGGAAUAUCACAUGCAAUCAUUCCAGAGGUGAGUUUGAAAUCCUCAAAGCUUGAAAACAAGUGGUACUUGGAUAGUGGAUGUUCACAACACAUAACCAGAAAUGCCAACCUCCUCUCACUUAAAAAGAAGGAUGGAAGUGGGCAAGUGACUUUUAGUGACAAUGGUAUAGGUAAAAUUGUGGGGAUAGGUAAGAUUGAUAAGAAAAACUCUCCUAUCUUGACAAAGUUUUUUUAGUUGAUGGUUUGAAGCAUAACUUACUAAGUGUUAGUCAAUUAUGUAAUGAGGGUUGUAGAGUUAUAUUUGAGUCAAAAUCUCACUUUGUGUCUAGGAUGUGUGAUAAUAAAAUGUUUUUUGUUAGUGAAAGGGUUGAAAACAUUUAUGUUAUUGAUUUGCAUGCCUUUGGCUAAUAAAGAUGUCAAGUGUUUUUUUUUCUAUUAGUGAUGACUCUUGAACUUGGCAUAGAAGGCUUACACAUGUUAGCAUGGAUCUUCUUGCAAACUUGAACAAAGAUGAGCUAGUUGAUGGACUUCCAAAUAUCAAGUUUCAAAAGAAUAAGGUGUGUGAUGCAUGCCAAAUGAGUAAGCAAGUCAAGAGUUCUUUUAAAUCUAUUCAUAAGGUAUCUACUUCUAGACCCCUUCAAUUGUUGCACAUGGACUUGUUUGGUCCUACUAGAGUAGCUAGCUUAGGUGGUGCAUAUUAUACCUUUGUGAUUGUUGAUGACUACUAUAGGUAUACUUGGAUUGCAUUCCUUGCUUAUAAGGAUGAAUUUUUGAUUUUUUUGAAAGAUUUUUAACAAUGGUUCAAAAUGAAAAAGGUUUUCAGAUUUCUUUUAUUAGGAGUGAUUAUGGUAGAAAAUUUAAAAAUGAGAUAUUUGAAAAAUUUUAUAACUCACUAGGGAUCACUCAUAAUUUUUCUUUUCAUAUGACUCCCCAAACAAAUGGUGUUCUUGAAAAAAAAAAUAAAACUCUUUUGGACAUGGGGAAUGAAUUUAAUUUGCCUACUUAUUUUUAGGAAGAAGCCAUUAAUACGACUUGUUAUGUUUCAAAUAGAGUUUUGAUUAGACCUAUUUCGAAGAAAACUCCUUAUAAGCUAUGGAAUGCAAGAAACCUAAAGUAGGUUAUUUUAGAAUUUUUGGUUGUAAGUGCUUCAUUUAAAUACAAAGGAUAAUUUAGAUAAAUUUAGCUCCAAAACUGAUGAAGGCAUCUUCUUGGGGUACUUUACAUCUAGUAAAGCAUAUAGAGUCUUCAAUAAGAAAACCUUAGUUAUUGAGGAGUCAAUGCAUGUUGUAUUUGAUGAAGUUAACCCCUUUAGUCCUAUAAAUGAUGUUUCUUAUGAUGAUGAUAUUGUAGGUAACCUUGAUGAGUUAAUCCUUGAAGAUCCUCAACUUAGUGAAGAUCAAGCUCAACUUAAGGAAGAUCCUUUGAAGACAGUAGAGGAUGAAGUUGAACUCCAAGAGAAACAAGUGUAACAAGUUCUAAGUUAAGGAAUUCAACAAGAUUUACCUAAGGAUUGGACCUACAAAAAGGAUCAUCCUACGGACCUAAUCAUUGGUGAUAUGUCACACCCUAUCCCUCCGUAUGAUGUAUAAUGAUCCCGUAGUAUACCUAAUAAAUUACUGUACUUUGCUUACCGAUA